This is a messenger RNA of Colletotrichum destructivum, 2712 nucleotides long. RefSeq lists its product as uncharacterized. The transcript is spliced from 5 exons. NCBI's taxonomy places the organism in Eukaryota, Fungi, Ascomycota, Sordariomycetes, Glomerellales, Glomerellaceae. The coding region runs from base 655 to 2127 and encodes 490 amino acids. The record is from RefSeq and is a predicted model, not a curated record.
CUGGGGCUUUCCCUCUGCUGCCCUUAGGGAGAUCUCGGCGACUUUCCCUCGCGGAGGUUGGUGAUGGCAUCCGAACGCGAUCCUGGUUCAGGCUAUCGCUGCUUUGCAUUUGACCACGCUCCCGAAUGAGGCGCAUUUCCCAUUGAGAGGUCCUUGCUGCCCUUCCCGGCAAGACUAUCGAGCCUUCUCCCAACCUCACCCUCCAACCAUCCGACAGUAUGCUGUGGAGCCGGCCUUCAAAUGUUUGAUUGGGUGCACGCUCAUGGGCCUUCAUCUCAGCGACAGCGCCGUUCCACCCUCCAAGAGCAUGUAAGAGCAUUGUCGACUCAUAGAAUGUGCCCGCCAUGUCCCUAUCUGGUGCCAGCAAUACAGAGUACACUGGUGUGUAUACGCGAACCGGCUGCUAAUUGCGCCUUCUCAGCUGUGUGUUCCUGGGCUGCCAGAAAGGACAUCUGGCUCCGCCCCAGUCAUCUUUGUCGCUGUGGUAGUUUCCCGAGGGAAAAGAAGCCUUGGUGAAGGUCCAACCGAGCUUAAGUAACGAGAAGUCUUCAUUCGCCCUUGGAAAAACAAAACCCGACUUCUUCCCAACGACAAAUUGGUGAACACACCGAGACCAACUGGUCUAGCGCCCGAAGACGUUACCAAAUAUCGGCAAUGGACAAUCCAGAGGUUUUGUCCAUUUAUGACCAACAAGUCAGCAUUUUCCGCCGGGUUGAUUGCGACCGCGACCGGAUGAUCCAGGACCUUCUGGGCAAAUACAACCAGCUUCAACAGGGGUAUAAGAAGGUGUGCGAUGACUUGAGUAACGAGGUUGAAUCGCGUCGCAUGUGGCAAACCAAAGCCAACAAUUUAGGCAAAGAGCUAGCUUCCCUAACCAAGGCUCAUGAAUCCAGCCCGUUCAUCUAUGCAAUUAUUGACGGCGAUGGCGCGAUUUUUCAAGAGGCUUUAUUAGAAAAAGGCGCUGAAGGCGGCGCCGAAGCCGGGUAUCUCCUGUCUUCAGAGAUCAAAACCCAAAUUACCAAUGCCCAUCCCAACGCUGCUAUCGAAGACUGGAGCAUCAUCGUGCAGGUAGUCCUCAACAUAGAUGGACUAGCCAGGAGGCUCCAUGCUUCCCAUAUCAUACCAAAUACUCCAACUGAGAGGAUUCUAGCCGAGUUUGGACGCGGGUUCGGACGCGCGCAGCCCCUCUUCAGUUUCAUCGAUGUUGGCUCUGGCAAGGAAUCCGCCGACCACAAGAUCCGCGAGAUGCUCCGUGUGAUGGUCCGCGUCAAUCAGUGCAGGCAUAUCUUCUUCGCGCCUUGUCACGAUAACGGAUACUUGCCGGUUCUUCAGCCUUACAACUUGGACCAUAGAGUGGUCGGAAAGUUGACCCUAAUCGAGACAACACCGGCCGAAGUGGGAUUCAAGCGGCUUAACUUUCCCAUAAUCAGCUUCAAGUCUGUAUUCAUGUCGGAGAAGCUGCCCGAGCGAGUCCAUCGACCGGCCAUUGGGGGCAUCCCAUCAACCCUCGCCGUUCCGACUGCUGUUCCCGUUCAGCCGCUGGCGAGCGUGACCGGCACCGACUCGAACAACAACGACGUACCCCCGAGGUCCACGGCCAACAAGCCUCCUCGCGUAAGCAGCCCCCGGUUGAGUCACCCGCAGACGCCUAAUCAGUGGUCUGCGGUGGGCAAAGCUUCGUCGGCACCCAAGAAGGUCGACGUCUCAAAUACCAAUAAGGCCCAGACCCUCAAGUACUACCUACUCAACCAGGAUAGCCAGCGCGUCGACGAACCGCUGCCCAACACACAUCACGCGGUAGAGAAGAACUCCAGGGGACGGGUGACCACAGCUGAAAAGUUGUGCAACAACUACCAUCUCCGCAACGAUUGCAAAAAUCCAUGGUGCCCCUACGUCCAUGGAGAGAAGCUGAGCCCGGGAGAGCUGCUGCUGCUGAAGCAGAGGUGCCGAGGUAUCCCAUGCAGUACAGGUUCAAUUUGCAGUGACUUUAGUUGUAUCUUCGGACAUGGUUGCAUGUGGACUUGCAACGCCAAUAAUUGUCGUUUCAAAUCUUAUCACGGCAUCAAUAAAGAACCGCGAGUCCGAGUUUUUGAGGACGGUAGCAGUGAGAUUUUCAGGAAGCUUUAAGGCUUUCUUAACUACCAAUCUAUCGACUUCUGUGGAGAAGGGAAUUGUCUUCGGUCCAACACUUCCCACAAGGCCUGCUAGCUUCGCCGAUCAAAAUCUAGAAUGUCUACGUACAUAGGACAUUGGUGAGAGUUAUAGCCUUGAACUGGCGUUGAGCAUAUAAGCUUUGUGACAUCGAUGCCUACCUAUCCAAGAACAUUCAUCAUUUAGUAAGGCUCUCGGCAUGAAGCUGUCAGGCAGCGCUCCCGCUUAGCCAAUUACUUCGCCAACCAUUCCAAGUCAACUAGUCAAAGUGAGGCCAACACCACUACCCGACUCAGCAAUUGUAUAACCCCUCGAUUGAUUGAAAUAUUUGUGGUUUGCGUAUAUCGCAGGGAGCAAGGUUGCCACUAUUCACAACGCAGAUAUCGUCGAUCUGCUCGUGAUGAAUUUCGUGGUGGUUGUUCUUGUUAUUAUCUAGGCCUGCCGAAGGGCAGGCACGAAUCUGGCGAUUGCUGCCACAAGGGACAGGAUGCCCAAGAAUCCAACAGUGCGCGCAGACACGACGGCCGAGUAGGAAAGCGUAAAAGAUUACAGGUUGAACAG